GUGGUAGGAAUAGUGCCCCAUCAUUGGUGUCAGUGUGGAUGUAAUAGUACCCCAUCGUUGGUGUCAGUGGGAGGAAUAGGUGCCCCAUCAUUGGUAUCAGUGGGAGGAAUAGUGCCCCAUCAUUGGUGUCAGUGUGGAAGUAAAAGUACCCCAUCAUUGGUGUCAGUGAGAGGAAUAGUGCCCCGCCAUUGUUUUCAGUGGGAGGAAUAGCGCCCAUCAUUGUCACUGGGGGUGGGGUUUACAGAUGAAGGGUGGGUCUUAAACAGGAAGGGGUGGGACAAAUUUAGAUGCCC
Messenger RNA from Staurois parvus, 293 nucleotides. The record is from the annotation of a GenBank genome assembly. NCBI's taxonomy places the organism in Eukaryota, Metazoa, Chordata, Amphibia, Anura, Ranidae.